This is a messenger RNA of Salmo salar (Atlantic salmon), 987 nucleotides long. Lineage: Eukaryota; Metazoa; Chordata; Actinopteri; Salmoniformes; Salmonidae. The record is from RefSeq and is a predicted model, not a curated record.
AUGCUGGUUGUCAGCCUGAGUCCGGGCUGCUCCGCCGCCAUCCUGGACUCCAUCUACUGGAACUCAUCAAAUCCGAAAUUCUCUCCUGGACAAGGGCUGGUCCUGUUCCCUCAGAUAGGGGAUAAAAUGGACAUCGUUUGUCCCCGGGCGAGACCAGGGAUGGCGGAGAAGGAACCAGAGUAUUACCGCGUGUACCUGGUCACCAGGGAACAACUCCGCAGCUGCAGCAUCAGCCAAUCAGACACCCCGUUACUCAACUGCGACAAACCAGACCGAGAUGUGAAGUUCACCUUCAAAUUCCAGGAGUUCAGCCCUAAUCUCUGGGGCCUGGAGUUCCUCAAGGGAAAGGAGUACUAUAUCACCUCGACCUCCACCAGCUCUCUACAGGGCCUGGACAACACUGAUGGAGGAGUGUGUAGAGCCAUAUCCAUGAAGCUAGUACUGAGAGUAGGACAGAGUUCCGCCAAACCACUUCCUCUUCCUGGAGAGUUUCCCACCAGUUUCCCCGCUCAUCACCCCGAGGCCCCAGACAAGGAGCCUCCCAUUAAAGACAACGAUUUAAACAACAACGCCGAAAUCACUGACAGCGAAGGAAACAUUGACACAGAAGGUGGAGCCUUAUCGACAGAAGGCGAAUCCAUCGGCUCUGAGGUCGGACUCCUCGUUGGCGUGGCCUGUGGCAGCGUCCUCCUCCUAUUGGUCGUCGUGGUCCUACUGACCGUGGCGUGGCGGUACCACGGGCGCCACGCCAAGCCGGACGCCACCUCCCUGUCCCUCAACACCAUGGCCAUGCCCAAGAGAGACAGCUACGGAGGGAGUAGCGAUGACAUCCGGUCAGAGCCCAGCGACACGGUGUUUCCUCUGAGGCCCUCUGACUCCAUGUUCUGUCGGCACCACGGGAGGGUCAGCGGCGACUACAGACAUCCUGUUUAUAUGGUACAGGAGAUGCCUCCACAGAGUCCUACUAAUGUAUACUACAAGGUCUGA